UCAUCCCCAUCUCAGCCGUCCAUCCAAUCCGACAGCCCGUCCCAAAGUCAAAAACAAGAACUCCCCCUUUCCCCUCACCUCUGUUCGAACUCCGAAGCUCACAUUUUCAAAUUCCUCAGCGAUCUCUGUGGCUUCCGGACGAUGGAACAGCACACGGAGAGACGUUCGUGAUUCCCUUAUGGCGAUUUCGGUUUGUCUCUUCGACUCAUCGUCCCCGGUUUUGUUUCGCUAGCUAGCUCAACCAUUGCUCGUGGAGACGACGAAAGCAGCUGAAGAUUCGGGGAUUCGUUAGACCGUUAGGGAUUCUCUUCUUCAAUUCUUCUUCCAGGAUGCUGAGGGAUUUGAAGUUCUUGCGCCGGAAUUCGGGCAAGAACGAGGAAAUCGAGAACAUACCCGUCAGCUCUAGAGCAUCCUCCUUGGCUCAACCUAGCCUGGACUCAUCUCGAGCUCCUUUGAAUGCGAUUCAGGAACCGGUUGUGACCAGCAGGCCGGAGCCGGAAAGCGGCGCCAAGAGCAAAGCUGAUAGGACCCCGGUGAAGCCAAAGGGGCCUGCAUUGCCUGCUCGGACGCCUGAGAAGUACAGUCUGGGUGUUUCAGCUCGGCACCGUUUUGGUUGGGCGAAAAAUGAGCCAAGUGAGACGGGCGAGGAUGCGAAGGGUGACCUAAGCAAUUAUUCUGUCUCAAGCCGAGGAGUCGCCGGGACACUCACAACUCCAAAGAUAAAUAGGACAGUGGGAAGAGCUUAUUCUAACUACUCAGAGACUAAUUCAACGCAAAGCACACCAAAUAAGAGCGUGAGUAAGCCUCCUCCAAGUGCCAUCUUCAAGAGUAAGAUCGACGGGAAUGGAGGUGGGAGGUGGGGGAACUUCUCUGCAUUGUAUAGAGGAUGUCCGAGCUCUAAUGGCCCUUCUACAAUUGUUAAUACAGUCGAAGUGCCUCACUUUGAUCUUAAGGAGGACCCAUCAUUUUGGAUGGACCACAAUGUACAGGUUCUUAUUCGUGUCCGUCCCCUCAAUAGCAUGGAACGAAGCAUGCAUGGUUACAAUAGGUGUUUGAAGCAAGAAAGUGCUCAGAGCAUCACAUGGAUUGGGCAACCCGAGACCCGAUUCACCUUCGAUCAUGUAGCCUGCGAAACUGUUGAUCAGGAAACUCUUUUUAGAAUGGUUGGUCUCCCAAUGGUGGAGAACUGCUUGUCUGGAUACAACAGCUGCAUGUUUGCUUAUGGCCAGACUGGAAGCGGAAAGACAUUUACCAUGCUUGGUGAGAUUGAAGACCUAGAAUUCAAGCCUAGCCCCAACCGUGGAAUGACGCCGCGCAUUUUCGAAUUCUUGUUUGCUCGUAUUCAAGCUGAAGAAGACAGUCGGAGCGAUGAGAAGUUGAAGUAUAAUUGCAAGUGCUCUUUCUUAGAAAUAUAUAACGAACAAGUUACGGAUCUCCUCGAUCCGUCAUCCACAAAUUUGCUUCUGCGGGAGGAUGUGAAGAAAGGUGUCUAUGUGGAAAACCUCUCUGAGUUUGAAGUGCAAACUGUUGGGGAUAUUGUGAGGCUCCUUAUUCAGGGUUCUUCAAACAGAAGAGUAGCAGCCACAAACAUGAACAGAGAAAGUAGUCGUUCCCACAGUGUGUUCACCUGUGUAAUUGAGAGCAGAUGGGAAAAGGAUUCCACGACAAACCUGCGAUUUGCUAGACUGAAUCUAGUCGAUCUUGCUGGAUCUGAGAGGCAAAAAACUUCCGGUGCUGAAGGAGAUCGGUUGAAAGAAGCUGCAAAUAUCAACAAAUCUCUCUCAACUCUAGGUCAUGUCAUAAUGGUUCUAGUGGACGUUGCAAAUGGGAAACCUAAACAUGUUCCAUACAGAGAUUCAAGGCUAACCUUUCUGCUCCAGGAUUCUCUUGGUGGAAACUCGAAAACUGUAAUUGUUGCUAAUGUCAGCCCUUCUAUAUGUGCCGCUGCUGAGACCUUAAACACUUUGAAGUUUGCUCAGAGAGCUAAGCUUAUUCAGAAUAAUGCUGUGGUGAAUGAGGACUCAACAGGUGAUGUAAUUGCUUUGCAACGGCAGAUUCGCCUGCUUCAGGAGGAGCUUGCAGCCCUUAAACGACAAAAUGUCUCCAGAUCUCUGUCAUUUGGUUCAAUAAGCAUUGAUGAUGAUAUGGAAUUAGAGGAAGAAGUUCCAUUGGAAAACAAAGGUGAAGAGGGUUCACAAAGGGCAGAGGAAUUGCUUGGAUUUGAAUCCAAAGGCGUUGUCAGAAUGUCUACUAAACAGUUAAAGUCUUUGGAGACAACACUUGCUGGUGCCUUGAGAAGGGAGCAAAUGGCAGAUAUGUCGAUUAAGCAACUGGAAGCUGAAAUUGAGCAGCUGAACCGUUUGGUCCACCAAAGAGAGGAAGACACCAGGUGUACCAAAAUGAUGCUCAAGUUCAGGGAAGACAAGAUUCAAAGAAUGGAGUCACUUACGGCUGGCUCGAUAAAUUCUGAAUCUUAUCUGCGUGAAGAAAACAAAGCACUUGCUGAAGAGAUUCAGUUGCUCCAGGCUAAAGUUGAUAAGAACCCUGAAGUAACUCGCUUUGCCCUGGAGAACAUUAGACUUUUAGACCAAUUAAGAAGAUUUCAAGAAUUCUAUGAGGAAGGAGAGAGAGAUAUACUACUGCAAGAAGUGUCUAAACUGAGGGAUCAGUUACUUCAAUUCAUUGAUGCGAAUCCAGAACAGCAUAUUUAUCUGAGUUUGCAGCCUCAGGAAGCUGUGCAUCUGAGCAAGGAAAAUGGUUCUCUUCACUCAGAGUUGAAAAACACUCAAAAUGAAUUGGAGGAGUGCAGGAAUAACCUUACAUCUUGCUUACAGGAAAAUGCUAAGCUCAGUAGAGAAAUACAGGAUCUACGUUCUAUGUUUGACAAACUGAAUGCUCAGGAAAAUGGUCUAGCUGGCAAUUUUAAAUCAACAAAGGAUUUCCCGGAAGAAAUUGUUGAGUUACAGUUGGAGUUGGACAUACUGAAGAUUUUACUGCAAGAGGAGAGAGUAUCCCGGGUUGAGUCAGAGGAAAGAGCGAUCUGCUUGAGCAGAGAUCUUGAGAUGAUGACAGAAAAGCUUUCAUCAACAACAAAACUAUUUGAAGAAGUGAAUUCCGAACUGCACGAGGCGAAAUCUGUUAUUCAAGCUCUCGAGUCAGAACAAGUACUUUCAAUCAACGAGUUGGAAGACUUGAAGAACAGCAACAAUCAAUAUACCAAGCUUCUCAGCCUGAAGGAGGUUGAAAUUGCUGCGUUAAAGAAGCAGAUUUCUAGUAGUGUGAUAUUAAGGGAUCAACCACCCAAUGAGAAAGUGCAGAGUGAUGAAUCUCCACUGCGGUUUAGGCUUAACAGGAUGCAUCAGUCUCUUGAGAAGGCCAAGCAGCUGAACUUGUGGUACCAGAGUGAUCUAGCAUUUCAAGCUUCUAAUGAGGAGGAAAUGGACCAAGUCCGCGGACAGGUUGAGGCUGAGACUGCUGAGGUUAUUGUCUGUAUGCAGGAGGAGCUUGCGCUUCUUCAGCAGCAAAUCCGUGAUAGUGAGCUCAAAGAGAUCGAGACCGAGAAGAAAACAAUCUUCUUGGAGAAUGAAAACAGACAUCUGAGUGAAUUGCUUGAGGAGAAAGAAAUGGAACUGCAGAAUUUAUCAGAGGAAUGGAAGCUUUUGACAACUGAGAUUGAGGAAGUACUAGGUGAUGGGCAUGAAUCACUUGUAGUUGCCUCCGACGAGCUUGACAAUAUAAACAGUUCCUUCCCCCAGAGAAGGUUUUUGAUUUCUGAACACUUAGACCAGAUGGUCAGAGCCAUCUCAGAAAAGGAAGUUGUGAUUGAAGAACUGAGCAGUUGCUUGGAGGAAGCAAACAGUAAGAGAAACAAUUUGGAAUCGAUGUUGAAGUCUCUGAGAGGGGCAGCGCUAGUAAUCACCGAAGCACACCAGCAGGAGUGCAGAGAAAAAGAGAAGGAGAUUCGCUUGCUCAGUUCCCAAUUGAAUGGUAAGUCAUAUGAAGUUCAAAGGCUCAAAGAGAGACUGAAAUUGGCUAAAGAUAACAUGAGAAACGCAUCGACAUGUGCAACUGCAGCUUUUGUAGUUGUGAGUAGACUAUCGGAGGUAAAUUUCAAUCACCUUAGUGAGUUGAAGCAGAAGGAUUCCGAACUGAGGGAGUCGGUCGAAAUGGUCAUGAAGAAGGAUCUUCUUCUAGAUGAACAGGCUUUUAAAAUUGAAGAAUUAGAGAAGCAGAUCGAGUCUCUGAGACAGGCACUUUCAGGGGAGAAGCAGCAUGUGAAUGCAAUGAAACAGAGGCUUGAAGAUGUGGAGGAGGGCAACAUUUUGCAGGCGAGACACAUGUUGGAAAAGCUAAAUAGUGGUACAUGCACCCUGAGGUCUAGCAUGAGCACUUUACUCGAUGAUGAAAAACAUCCUGAAAGGACAAAUGAUAAGAAAACAGACACAUUCUUCCAUCUUGGGGAGGAAAGAGAGAUAGAAACUGAAAAUUGCCAGGAGAAGAGCACAGACUUGGGACUAGUUGAGGGCCCAAAGGCUGAAGAUUGCGAUCUUCCUUGCAAGGAGGGACAGCUUGGAGAUUGGUAUCAGUGUGAAGGAAAUUCUGAUUUUGGAGGAAGUUACCAUGGAGAAUACGGCAGAGAUGCCACCAUUUUGAUGCUGAAAAGAGAAGUAGGGUCUGCGCUUGAAAGUCUGAAGCAUAUGCAAGUUGAAAUGGCCAAACUGCAGAUCGAAAAAGAAGAGAGACAGUUGUCUGAGAAGCAAGAAAGGGAGAAUAUGAAUCAUCUGGCUGGUCAAGUGCUCAGUUUACAGGAAGUGAUGAAUAGAUUUGAAGAUGAAUCAAAACUCAAGAUAGAAACUUUUUACAGUAAGGUUCAGACUUUUGAACUAAUGAUGUUGGACGUCGGCAAUGACUGGUGCAUGGUAAAAGAGUUGCUCGAACAGGAGGUUGGUGAUGCUGAGAUGGCUGCAGCUGAGAAAUCUGCAGAGGCUUCUUUCGACCUUGCUAAAUUUACAGAGGCGCAAGACACUCUGAAAGAGGCAGAUGUUCUGAUCAAUGGACUUACCAUAGCAAACGAAACGAUGAAGCUCGAGGUUGAGAGGCUCAAGAGAAGUGAAACAUCACUCUUUAAAGAGAGGGAUGCACUAACUGAAGAAAUACAUAACUUGCAAUCCAUCAACGGUAAGAGAGAUCAGCAGCUUGCAAGCCUUGAAGAGCAAAUUGGCUUGCACUUGAUGGAGACAGGGAAUCUGUUUGCAGAGGUGGAGGGAAUUGUCGCAGAACUUGCGAAAACUUGCGAGGAGAAGUUUGUACUGCUAGCAGACGAAUUUUGCCCUGUGAAGUCCAGUGUUUUUGACUCGGUGAAGUUAGUGAAAUCAUGGCUUGAGGAGAUCUGGUCUGAAAUUAUUGUCCGAGACUGUGCCUUGUCAAGUCUUCAUCUUUGCCACAUGGGGAUUCUAUUGGAAACAGUGACCGGGCUGAAUGCAGAGAACGGGUUACUUCAGCAUGGUCUAUGCCAGACAGAUUCUCUCCUUUCAGAUCUGAGGGAGCAAAAUUCUCGGUCGAGGAGAGAGCUUGAAACAUGUAGAUUUCUAGAAGGAAAACUACUGGCUGAUAUCAAGAAUGGGUUUGACCGUAUCUCUAGGAAGGAGAAGGAAGCUGUGGAUUUGAGUUGUAGGAUCAAUGGUUUUGAGAGAAAGAUACUGGAAUUACAGCUUCAGGAGGAGAUGAUGUUGCAGCGGUCUGAUUCCAUUGGAUCGCAGCUGGCAGUUCUGAUGAAGGAGCUGGACUUGAGCAACUUAAGUGCUGCAAAGCUGCUGAAGGAGGAAGAGGAGCUCCUGAAUUCUGAGUUCGAAAAGUUCGAGUUACAAUUGUGCUCAAAGGAGUUUGAGUCGGUUAUCUUGACAAGGGAGAUGGAAGAAAUGGCUUUCCAAAAAGCCAAGUUAGUUGACAAUCUUGAGAAAUUAUCUAGGGAAAUGAUUCUUUCAGGAAUUGAUGCUGAGUUGGAAGAACUGUUACUGAUGGAGCAUGAUUCGGAUAAUUCUACUAUGCAGAGAGCACUAGAAGAAACUGAAAAGGAGAUGGCGGAAAUGAAAAAUGAAACCAGCGUAGUGCUUCGAGAUCUGGCAGAGAAGAGAUCGGAGUGUGAAUCAUCUCUAACCUCAUUAGAGAGGUUAAAUCGAGAAACUCUCCAGUUGAAAGACAAGAUUGUUUUUCUGGAGACUAACAUUUCUGGACUUAGCUCAGAUUUGGAGGUGAAAAAUGCUGAGUUAAAGGAAUUAAGGGACUCGCAGUCUCUCCUGACAGAGGAGUUGAGUCAGAAAACCCGGAAGUUGGAGGCUAAUGAAGAAUUUAAGCAAGAAUUUCUCUUCCAGUCAAACUUGAAUACCAGAAAUUGCACUCAAUUGGUGAAGAACAUCAAUGCAUCUCAUAGCAUUUUGUUUGAUUUACUGGAGAGAAGAAGCUUCACUCUUGCAGACAAAAUGUUUCAGCAGAUAUGUGAAGACAGGGAACUAGGUACCAAGUUCAUGGGAGAGUUUAUGUCCUUGGACAGCCAUAUUGAAGAACUGAUGUCUGAAAACUCGGCCCUUAGAGCUGAACUGUCAAGGAAGGACUCCAUUCUAGAAGGAUUAUCGUUUGAUCUUAGAUUGUUGCAAGAGUCCACUUCUAUUUGCCAGGACCAGAAGGAUGAGAUGGAGAAGAUGGUGGCUUCUGUGGAGGCUUUAGAAGAUGAACUUGCGAUGAAGUCUGAUGAGCUUGAUGCAGUUGAGGCUCAUGCUGAAAUGCUCAAGGCUCAGGUGCUGGAGAAAUCAGAUACAAUCGCUUUACUUGAAUUGGACCUCGUGAAAGAACGUGAGUCUGUGAGAUAUCUCUCUGAGGAGAAUGUAGGGCUGAAAGCUUCUAUUGAAGAGGCUUUGGCAGCGAAAAUCUCAUCUGAGGAGGAGUUGGCUGAACGAAGAAAAUUGAAUGAGAGUUUGGAGAUGGAGGUAUCAGAUGUGACUGAUACUGUUAACCAACUAAAUGCUGCGGUUGAGUACUUGAAGACCGAGCUGAAUGAGCUCGCUUUCGAGAGAGAUCAGUUACAAGCCAAAGCUCUUGAUUUGAAGGAGAAGCUUCAAAAGACACAGACUGUGGCAGAAAAAUAUGAGGCAGUUGCCAUAGAAGCUCAAGAGAUGGCUGAAGCAAGGGAGAGCUAUGCUCAAGACAAGGAGGAGGAAGUUAAGCUGCUAGAAUUGUCUGUAAGAGAGCUGGGAUGCACAGUAGAUGCAUUGGAAAACAAGGUUGACAUUGUCAAAGGAGAAGCAGAACGACAACGUCUGUUGAGAGAAGAGCUAGAAUCGGAGCUCCAUUCUGUUAAAAAUCAGAUAGAAAAAUUUAAGAAUGCUGAUGCUGAUAUGAAAAUGCAUCUAGAUGAGAAAAAGGCUGACCUUGAGAAAGCCCUUAAGCAAAUACAGAUUCUGGAGCGGGAUAUAGCCAAAAAGGAGUUGGAGAUUUCCAACUGUAGAAGUCAUAUCUCUGAGCUAAAUUUGCAUGCGGAAGCACAGGCCAGCGAGUACAAGCAAAAGUUCAAGGCAUUGGAAGCCAUGGCAGAACAAGUAAGGGCUGAGGCUGCUUCCACCCAAGCCUCGAAUUCUAUCCCUCAGAAGUUGGAGAAAAAUUCCUCCAGACCUCGGGGUUCAGGUUCACCUUUUAAGUGCAUUGGACUGGGCUUGGCUCAGCAGAUCAAGUCUGAGAAGGACGAGGAUUUAAUUUCUGCAAGGCUACGGAUUGAUGAGCUCGAAUCUGCUGUUGCUAGUAAACAGAAAGAGAUAUUUACGCUGAACGCCAAACUGGCUGCUGCUGAGAGCAUGACUCAUGAUGUAAUUCGGGACUUACUCGGAGUCAAGUUGGAUGUGACCUCUUAUGUGUCUCUGUUGCAUACCCAGCAAGAGGAGAAAAUAUCGGGGAAGCCUGAGGGGAAAAUUUCAGAACCUCAGCAUGAGGUGAUUAGAUUGAAGGAGCAGCUUAAUGAAUUUAUCAUGGAAAGACAAGGAUGGCUGGAUGAGAUGGAUCGGAGGCAGGCCGAGCUGGUAGCAGCCCAGGUUGCCUUGGAAAGUCUUCGGCAGCGUGAUCAGUUGCUCAAGACUGAAAACGAUAUGCUCAAGGUGGAGAACUCGAAUUAUAAGAAAAUGGUUAUGGAGCUUGAAGAAGAAACAUCGAGGCUCUCUGGUCAGCAAAACCUCCAGCAACGCAUCCAUCAUCACGCUAAAAUCAAGGAGGAAAACAACAUGCUGAAAAUUCAGAAUGAAGAGCUGAGUAACAAACUGCGACGAGCUGAGUUUGUUCUAUCACGUGUCAAGGAAGAGCUUGCUCGGUAUCGUGCUUCUAUUGGGAAGAACCCAUAUGUAAACCUUGACGAGGAACAGCUUCUGAAUAACAAGCUUAAGGAAACCGAGGAGGAAAGGGUGCAAUUGGCACAGAAGUUAUUGGGCUUGUGCACUAGCGUGUUGAAGGUGGCUGGAUUCACAAGACCAGUCUCAAAAGUCAGCCCAUCUAUUGCUGAAGAGGCACUCGAACAGCUGAAGAAGAAGCUCGACUUGAUGGCAAGUGAGCUGCAUGACCUCAAGACUAAGAAUAAAAUGUACAGCGAGAUGAUUCGGUUGAGUGAGCUCAUGCCUCAGCAACCAUCACCAGUGGGGUUACGUGCAGAUGAGAACUGCAGGACUCCAAGAAGGACAUCCCACUCCUCAUAUCUAUCAUCUUUUGACCGGUAAAUAGGGCGAUAUGUCUCAGUAUUUUAUCCGAGGCUGUUUCUUUAUUCUGAAUCUGUUGUUGAGGCGUAUAGUAGGGAGAUUGUGUUAUACGUGCAUAUAAAUUUGUCUGUAAUUCCAUCACAUCACUUGUAUAUACGAGUUGGCAAUUCUCAUUACUUUUUGAAUAAUCUGUUGCUAAAUCAUUUUAUUAUUGAAUCAAUCGAAGAGUUUAUUCAUCCUUUACGGUCAA
Punica granatum (pomegranate) is the source of this 8979-nucleotide messenger RNA. The record is from RefSeq and is a predicted model, not a curated record. NCBI's taxonomy places the organism in Eukaryota, Viridiplantae, Streptophyta, Magnoliopsida, Myrtales, Lythraceae.